AUGGUUCAAGAACCACUAAAAGAUGAAGACAUGGAAGUUACUGACUUUCCUGCUCUAGAAAGUUCAAAUAGAAAUCCACUAGAGACAGCCCAACCAGAACUAAGUAUCAGACCAAACUAUCCCAAAACCACAUACCAAAGACUGAAAAAUUAUCUUGAACAAAAAGACAACGAAGAAUACGAAACAACCACUAAUGAAAACGUACAAAAGAAAGACUUGGAGCGAGAAGAUACAGUGAUUAUAGUAAAGAAUUACUUGAACCAUGAAGAAGUCAGAACUGGACAUCUUUCACAUAGGAAAGCAGAGGCGAAAUACAAUAUUCCGAGGAGAACAAUUUAUAAUGAAAGGAAAACACCUCAAGCUGAUUGGAAAACAACCUGUGUUUAA
Molecule: messenger RNA, 387 nt
Organism: Ceutorhynchus assimilis (cabbage seed weevil)
Lineage: Eukaryota; Metazoa; Arthropoda; Insecta; Coleoptera; Curculionidae
Source: the annotation of a GenBank genome assembly